AAAGUUAAGAUUUUUCAAGGAAUUUGGACUAAAACUAAUGUUAAAUCUCAAAAGGAUCAUUUAUAUGUGUUUGGUGAUAACGACCUAAAGAUGGGUUGUAAGGGUCAAGCCAUUAUAAGAUAUUUACCAAACACAAUAGGAAUUCCCACCAAAAAAAAACCCUCAAAACAUGCAAACUCAUAUUAUACCGAUUCAGAGUUUGAAUUAAAUAAAACAAAGAUAGAUAAUGCAAUAAAAGAACUAUUUGAAAAAUCAAAAAAUUACAAAUAUAUAGUGUUUCCCUCGAAUGGGUUUGGUUCUGGUUUGGCCGAGUUGGAUAAAAGAGCUCCCAAUACUUUUAAAUACUUAACAAAUUUAAUAAACAAUAUU
Dictyostelium purpureum is the source of this 369-nucleotide messenger RNA. RefSeq lists its product as uncharacterized. The annotation marks the transcript as partial. The transcript has a single exon. Lineage: Eukaryota; Evosea; Eumycetozoa; Dictyosteliales; Dictyosteliaceae. The record is from RefSeq and is a predicted model, not a curated record.